AUGGCUGUUUCGCUGCUCGUCCCUGUCAUCUUCCUGCUUAUCACUUGGUAUUCUAUUCACUUAUCCGCACGUCGAGACCACCCGUGGCGAACAUGGGCAGAUGCCUCGCCUACUUGGCCAGAUAAACUCGAUGCUCUAUCCAGUUCGAUUCCCACUCCUCGUCCCUCUCCCACCCCAUCCGUUUCACCCCUUUGGGAGGGCAAGAAUGCCUCCAAGACACUAGUGGUCGCCAAACUACAAGAAGACGACACCUCCUGGGUCGACAGGGUCGUACAGGAAGAUUCCGAACUCACCGGCGCCGUCUACACCGUCAACAACCACACCGCGGCGCUGACGGUCCCCAUGAACAAAGGCCACGAGGUGAUGGUGUACCUGACGUACAUCAUCGAUCAUUACCACGCCCUGAAUGACGUCACCAUGUUUAUGCACGCCCACCAGAUAACUUGGCACAACAACGACUUUCUCGACUCCGAAUCCGCCAAGAUGGUCCAGCGAUUGAAGAGCAAUCAUGUCAUUCGCAACGGAUACAUGAACAUGCGCUGUCAUCACGAACCGGGGUGUCCCGACCACAUCCACCCCACCGUGGACGACCAGACCGACGACAUCAACAUCCCCGAGGCCGCUGUGCUGGGGAAUUCCUGGCGCGAGUUGUUCCCCAACGACCCCGUACCCAAUGUGCUGUCGCAGCCAUGCUGCGCGCAGUUCGCAGUCAGCUCGGAACGGAUUCGACGGAUCCCGCGAAAACGGUAUAUCGACUAUCGCGAGUGGCUGCUUCACACCGAGUUGGAAGAUCGCUUGUCCGGUCGGGUCUGGGAAUAUAUCUGGCAGUGGCUGUUUACGGGCCACGGGGAGUUCUGUCCGGCGGAAACAACCUGCUACUGUGAAGGCUAUGGGCUGUGCUUUGACCCUACCGAGUACGAUCUCUACCUCAAGAACCGGAAGGAGUCUCACAAGCUAGAAGGAGAACUGGAGGAUAUGGAUGAAUCAGAUGAGAAGAUGGGUGAUCUGAAACGACAAAUUGAGGAAUUACGUCAUGAAAUAGAUGGCUUCAAAGCAAAAGCGAAGGCACUAUGA
This is a messenger RNA of Aspergillus affinis, 1074 nucleotides long. Its product is annotated as DUF3431 domain-containing protein. The record is from RefSeq and is a predicted model, not a curated record. The coding region runs from base 1 to 1074 and encodes 357 amino acids. Lineage: Eukaryota; Fungi; Ascomycota; Eurotiomycetes; Eurotiales; Aspergillaceae. The transcript has a single exon.